Messenger RNA from Aspergillus lentulus, 1083 nucleotides. Lineage: Eukaryota; Fungi; Ascomycota; Eurotiomycetes; Eurotiales; Aspergillaceae. The record is from RefSeq and is a predicted model, not a curated record.
AUGGAGGAGGGAACUCAUAUUAUCGACCCCGACGGCGAGGUGGUCAUCAUCGUGCAUAAUCCCAAUGCACCUUUCGCCUUUUGGAAUGACGAGAAUGAUCAAGCUGAAGAGCCUGCUGAUUCCCAGAAGUCAGACGAGAUAGCUGAUGGGCCCAUGCUGUUGUCUGAUAGCGACUCCGAUGCUUCGAAUGACGAGCCAGCCAAUGGGCCUGUCGAAAAGGUGGCCGGUAUACCGUCUGAAGCCGAUGUCUAUAUUCAAGUGUCCGCGAAGCACUUGAUGCUGGCCUCUCCCGUGUUCAAGAAAGCCCUGACUGGCAAAUGGAAAGAAGGUUCAACCUUUAUUGGUACUGGAUCAGUCGAGAUUACCACUGAGGGCUGGGAUGUUGAGGCUUUCUUGAUUCUCCUUCGAAUUCUUCAUUGCCAGCACCACAAACUCCCAAAGAGGGUGAGCCUCGAGCUCGCUGCUAAGAUCGCUGUUCUCGCAGACUAUUAUGAAUGCAACGAUCUCGUGGGGUUCAUCCGUGAUGCGUGGAUUAAUUGUCUGCGGGAAGAGCUUCCGGAGAUGUAUUCACGGAACUUGAUCUUGUGGCUAUGGAUCUCUUGGUACUUCAAUAUGCCCAUGAAGUUCAAGAAAGCGACCUCGAUUGCCAUGUCGCAGAGCAAGGAUGAGAUCAAUGCACUGGAUUUGCCGAUUCCAGCGCGCAUCAUAUACGAGAUGAACCAGAAAAGGCAACAGGCUAUAUGCAAGAUCAUUCUUCAACUUCAGCAAGAACGUGAAGCGUUCAUGACAGGAUCUAAAGGUUGCAACUUUGAGUGUAGGUCCAUCAUGCUUGGUUCUCUCAUGGGGCAAAUGCACAAAAAGGGUCUACUUGAGUCAGAGGUCAAAUUCUACUACAAGGGUUGCAAUGUCAAAGACUUGACCAAAUCUGUCCAGUCAUUUGUUGCCCCGAAGUGGAGGGCUUCAAUCUACAGCCACGAGCCAGGGUAUGCCGAUCACAAAUGCCCCCACAGUUCGUUUUCUCUAUUGGAGAGUUCACGCGAUACGGUGGAAGGUCUCAAACUGAAACAAUUUCUUGUCAAUUGA